AUGGAAGGCAGCGGUCCAUUGGACGCGAAGGAGCUGACCACUCUCCUGGCAGACCUGCGGCGCAGGAGCGAAUGGCCGAAGGCGCUGCUUCUGUUCCAAUCUUGCCUGCAGAAGUCCAUCCAAGUGGAUGGAGUCUUGUAUGGCGCAGCUGUCAGCGCUUGUGAGAGGGGUGGCUGCUGGCAACAUGCACUUAGCCUCUUGCGCAAGGCCCAUGACAAGUUGCUGGCGCCUGGAAUCAGGACCUACAACUCCGCCCUGGCGGCGUGCGGCAAAGGCCACGCCUGGACGGUGGCGCUGGAGUUACUGGAGGAGGCCUUUGGGUUGCAGCCCAACGCCGUGACUUUCAACUCGGCCAUCUCUGCCUGCGAGCGCGCGAGUCACUGGUGGCUGGGCUUGGACCUCCUGGCCCAGCUCCUGCGAAGCUCCGUGGAGGCCUCAGAGGUGUCCUUCAACGCGGGGCUCAGCGCCUGCGUGAAGGGCGAGCGCUGGGAAGAGGCGCUGGCCUUGCUGGCCGACGCCGCGGCGCGCAGUUUGGAGACCGGGGCGCUGGGCCGCAACACCGCCACGAAUGCCUGCCUCCGCGCCGGGCGAUGGCAGGAGGGCCUGUGGCUGGCCUUGAGCGGAGGUCAAUUGGACGAAGGCAGCUGGUCCCUGGCCAUUGUGGCGUGCAAAGACGGGUCCCAGUGGCAGAUGGCCCUUGAGCUGUUGCAGCAGAUGGAGCAGCAAGGCUGGCGCUCUCUGAUUGCUUUUGGGGCGGCCAUCAGCAGCUGCCCGUGGCAGCAGGGCAUGGAGCUGCUCGCGCGGAUGAAGGCGCAGGGGCCGGUUCCCAACCACGUGGCCUUCGCGGCUGUGGUUGGCGCCUGCAGUAGCUCUUCUCAGUGGACCGCUGCGCUGUCGCUCUUCCGGGAGGCGAAGAUGCUGAGGCUCUCGGUGGGCGCUGCAGCCGCCAUUUGCGCCUGCGAGAGGGCUGGGCAGUGGCAGGAGGCGCUUUGCAUUCUUGAUGAGGAUGGUUUCCACGACCUGUCGGCUGUGAACAGUGCCAUCACUGCCUGCGAGAAGGGGCAGCAGUGGCUUUUGGCUCUGUGGCUGUUCAAUCAGGUAACACCUGACACCUUCACCUUCGCUGCCACGGUGGGCGCUUUGGGAAGUGGCCGCUGGGAACAGGUCAGCCUCCUGCUGCGCAGGCUUUCUACCAGUGGCUUGGAGGCCAAUGUGGUUCUGCUGGGGGCAGUGUUGAGCUCCUUCAGCCGAGGAGGGCAGUGGGAGCGGUCUUUGGGUGAGCUGACGAGGCUCAGCUGCGAGGGGCUGCAGGCAAAUGUGCCGGCCUUCAAUGCCCUGCUCUCCAGCGAGCGGGGUGCUCGGGCGCCCUGGGACCAGGCCCUGGAGUUGAUUCGGGCCAUGCGCAAGAUCGGGCAGCCGGACGAGAUCUCCUACAACGCCGCGGCGAGCGUCUGCAGCCUGGAGAGGCGCUGGGAAGCCGCGCUGGCCCUGCUGGCCGACGCCCAGGAGAUGAGGUUCCAGGGCCUCAUCAGUUGCAACAUCGCGCUGAACGCGUGCGAGAAGGUGGGCCUUUGGCGGCAGGCCUUGGUCAUUCUGGAAACCUCGCAGCACGCCCGGCUGGCGGACUCCGUGUCCUUCGCCACCGCGAUGAGCGCCUGCGCCCAAAGCGCGCAGUGGCAGGCUACGCUGAUGCUGCUGGAGGUGCUGCAAAAGGAGUCUGGAACGCCACCCCUCGUGGCCUUCAACGCGGCCCUGAGUGCCUGCGGCUCCUGGGCCCAUGGCCUGGCCAUCUUCGAGCGUGUGCUGCAGCUGUCCGCCCUGCCGGAGGCUUUUGCGGUGACGGGGCCAACGUGCGCCGAUUGGGGUGACUUCCGGCAUCGGGUCACGGUGAAGUCCUGCCAUUACGCUCUGGACCGUGGCGUUUGCCUUCCAGCAACUGGUUCAAAGCUGCAGUUCCGCCGGGCGAGCGGCAGAGGCCAGGUCUUUGCUCCAGCGGUUUCGCUCUGCGGCGCUCAGCAAAUGGCCCAAAGAGUCGUGCGCAGGUAUGGAGCCGCCGCCUGCGGGAUGGGAAGCAGGCGUAACUCCUGCUGA
Messenger RNA from Effrenium voratum, 2091 nucleotides. Lineage: Eukaryota; Dinophyceae; Suessiales; Symbiodiniaceae. The record is from the annotation of a GenBank genome assembly.